Molecule: messenger RNA, 1437 nt
Organism: Oreochromis niloticus (Nile tilapia)
Lineage: Eukaryota; Metazoa; Chordata; Actinopteri; Cichliformes; Cichlidae
Product: histone H2B 1/2
Exons: 1
Coding region: 221-595 (124 amino acids)
Cellular component (GO): nucleosome
Molecular function (GO): DNA binding; structural constituent of chromatin; protein heterodimerization activity
Source: RefSeq, a predicted model, not a curated record
AGCAAACGAGGACACAAUCACACAGUCCACUGUCUUUGUUAGAUGCGCGCCUGUUUCAGCAAAGUUCACAAAUUCCCUCCAACACAACGUCCGGCCCACUGUGCGGCUCCACCAAUGAGCUCCGAGGGCCUGCGCAGUGGUAUUAGCAUACAGCCUGUAUAAAAAGCGCUGCUCUCAGUCACAGAGCUCAUUCGUUGCUGCAGAGUAUCGAAGAAGGAAAAUGCCUGAACCCGCCAAGUCCGCUCCCAAGAAGGGCUCCAAGAAAGCCGUGACCAAGACCGCCGGCAAGGGCGGCAAGAAGAAGAGAAAGACCAGGAAGGAGAGCUACGCCAUCUACGUGUACAAGGUGCUGAAGCAGGUCCACCCCGACACCGGGAUCUCCUCCAAAGCCAUGAGCAUCAUGAACUCGUUUGUCAACGACAUCUUCGAGCGCAUCGCUGCCGAGGCAUCUCGCCUGGCCCACUACAACAAACGCUCCACCAUCACCUCCAGGGAGAUCCAGACCGCAGUGCGCCUGCUUCUCCCCGGUGAGCUGGCCAAGCACGCCGUGUCUGAGGGCACCAAGGCCGUCACCAAGUACACCAGCUCAAAGUAAACUGGCUAUCGACGUCAACCCAACGGCUCUUUUCAGAGCCACACACUUGAAUCUGACGAGCAUACUUCUUACUGUCCAACUUAGCUGCUAUGUUGCCAGCUACUUCAGUCGCGGAUGUGGACUUUUGUCGCUGGGUGGUAUCAAUCCGCUGCAUUGACCGAGACGACUGAAAUGUUUUACUGCUGUUUAGAUUGUAGAAAACUUGCUACAUACGCAGUAUUAAUGCGACUUUGUAUUUGACACUUUUGCUACAGUUCGAACUUUUCCUUUUAUUCCUGAUAUGCAAAGUUGCAGUUUUCUAUUGCAAGGUCUUGUGUAUGUAUUGGUGAUGGCCAAACGAAGCUUUCUAAAGCUUGUAUUGGAAAAACGGAUCAUUACUCUUUUCAGUCCUCUCUGGUGACAUUGGCUGGCCAAAAAUAUGAAGAGCAGCCUGAAUCCACAAAAUAAAACCGACUGCUUUGUUAUUGUCCACUUUACAGAGUGGAAUUCUGUCUGAUAUUGAGCCACCGCUGUGUUGCUUUAAACGUGUAUUGUGGAUUUUUGGGGGUGGAAGUUUAUUUCUUUAACAAAUAAUUUUGACCAGUGAACUUGUUUGAACAUGCACCGUGGUGUUUCUUGACAUGUGACUCUUGAUAUUGGUAAAUACAAUAAUUGAAAAAUACCACGUUACAUAUAAUAAACAUAUAAUGUACACCAGAUUAUGGCUAAUGUUUCGGCUGUGAGGUUCCACCUCUGUACUUAUGCAGUUAAUAGCUGGACAGGUAUAUUUAUAAAUAGGAGAUUUUCCUAUACAUAUUUUUGACCUGGGGGUAGAAUUGAUUGUGAACUGGAAAGAAAAAUAC